Theileria equi strain WA is the source of this 3105-nucleotide messenger RNA. RefSeq lists its product as hypothetical. The transcript has 15 exons. The record is from RefSeq and is a predicted model, not a curated record. NCBI's taxonomy places the organism in Eukaryota, Apicomplexa, Aconoidasida, Piroplasmida, Theileriidae. Bases 1 to 3105 code for a protein of 1034 amino acids.
AUGUGGAAGCUUCUUUUAUUGCUCCACUUUGCUCAGGCUAGCUGGCCGUUUGACAAGGGGAAUCCGCCAGUCUAUGUUAAAAGUCCUUCUGGCCAGACCCCUGAAGCUUCCAUUCAACCUGUCGUUCCAUCACCCAAUGUAAACGCUACUGAUGGUCCAGAAGGUGUUCAUGGAACCAACCCUGUUUUAGACAACACAUCCGUACAACAGGGCAAUGUUGCUGCCACUGAAAAUACUGGUGAACCAGAUGGUGAAGACACUAAUGAUCUCAUGUAUUAUUUAACACAAUAUCGCAAUAGAGCUCGCCGCACAGAAGAUGGUCAUUUGUGCGCAGCUGCGUUUGUAGAACGCGACCAGGUCUACACAGAUUGUACACUAGAGGUAGCUCCAGAUGGAACGACAGGAAGAGAAUGGUGUUAUCUGGAAGCUCAACUUACUGGGAAAUUGGAAAAGGACUGGGGAUUCUGUGUUCCUCCAUUAAACUAUGAUGCAAUAAGGUCAGAUACUAUACAGAGAAUAGUUGAAAAGGUUACACAAGUGGAUGAAAUGGUUAAAUCAUUAACUACAUAUCGCAAACUCAUUACUGAAUCUGAAAAAAGGCUUUCACAAUGUUGCGGCUUAAAGCAUCAAAUGAUAGCACAGUCUCUAUCAAAAAUACAAGAGUUGUUGGAAAAAUCAAAGGAAGAUUUAGAUUCGACCCUCAAGCACAGAAAUGAGAUUGACCUUUUGCAAAAGGAAAUUAAAAAGGUGCAGUGCCAUCAUGACGAGCUAAAGAGAACAAAAAAUUCAAAUGUCUGUAUGAACGAGGAGGGGAAUCAGCUAAAAGCCGACGGAUUAAUUGGAACGUACUAUCCAAAUAAUGCAUUUGAAUUCCCUGCCCUUUCUUCACGUAUUGAUUCCCAAAUAAAUUUUACAUUUGUCAACGUUAUGCCAAUUAUCGGAUUAAAUCCUCACAAGUUCUCCAUAAAAUGGGAAGGUUAUCUCAAGGCACCUCAUUCUGGGAAUUUUGUGUUCGAAAUAGAGACUGACUGUUACGGAAGAGUAGAGUUGAAUGGAAUUGAGAUUAUAAAUUUGGGUAUACGUACCGAUGGAGAUGGAGAAACUGGGAUCAAAUAUUGGAUAGAUCCAAUAAUAUCAUUAAAGGAGCAGAAUAUUUCAGAGAGCCAGCAGUUGGUUGGUGGAAAGUUUUACAAGAUAAAGGUUGCAAUGUCACACUCUCAGCAGUACAAGUUUGAAAAGGGUGGAGAAUCACAUUUUAAGCUACUCUGGAGCAGUCACAAGAUACACCGGGAAAUUAUUCCACCUACAAACUUUUAUUCACAUUUAUCGCAGCAUCGCAUUUCAAUAAGCAAUCUCCCACUUGAACAUUUUGAAAUUUCCAAGGGUCUAAAUGGAGAAGGCGCAUAUAGAGACAAUGACGAGGUGUUUAUAUCAAACUUAUCUAAUGGUUUAAUUGGUACUCAACUUAUACGGACAGAUGAAAAGCCUACACUUGGGUCAUUUAAUCUCACUGUAAAUGACGCUGCAACCUUGUACAUAUCGCAUAAACAUGACAUUCCAUUUCCGCUGAAACCAAAGGAUGACCAACAGUGGAUACCGCAAGAUUCUAGUGAAUCAUUUCAGUUGUUUGAACAAGGCAAUACCAUAAACAUGCAAGUAAAAAGUACAAUGCUCUUGCCACAUGUAAUAUACAAGUUUCAAACCACGGAAAUAGGAUCUCCAUUUCUUCUCUUUAUGUCUUUCCACAAGAGCAACACACAUGACCUAUGCGUUGGCCGAGAGGUUCUGGUUUCUAUGCCAGGUACUAGUGAGUACCUAUCUUGCAGCGAAUCUUCUGCACAUUCCAGCGAGUAUAAUUGUUCUUCGGCUCUAUCAGGCAAAUAUCUUGACAGGAAAGGCUCUAUAUGGCGAACAAGUGGAGGAACUGGAGAAUAUAUCCAAGUAAUCUUUAGGAGGCCUAUACUGCUUACAGAGUUUAGAUUUAGGCCAAGGGACCCCUCAUUUACCUGGCCCUCUAAAAUAACCUUGGAAUUUAUUCGUUUGUUUUUUCCAUCUCAAAUGCAUUGCCUUGCAGAGGGAUCAAGUGAAACAUUUAAUAUACUUCACACCAACAACCUGGAGCAUCACAAGUACAGACUUUCUAAACCAGUCUUGACAAUUGGGGUAAAAAUCACAAUAGAAGAACUGUAUACAUAUGCUACCGAAACUGGGGGUUCAUUUGGAUUAAUUGGAAUCCCAUGUACAUUGGAAGAAGGACUAAAACUGGUGGAAAUUGAAAGGUGUGACGAAACACUACAGGAUUUGAGCCAAAUCCACAAACUAUCCUUUGGGGAUUCUUUCUUGGUCGAAUGUAAAUCACAGUGUAUCGUAGAUGCCAAGGGUGAAAUUAAACAAGGUCCAUUCGAAGAAAAUGAACCAAUAUGCACAAUGGCCAGUUAUACUGGCUAUUGUCACCCUGGGAAUGGGAAUUGUAUACUAAAGCUACAAGUUGAUAAAAAUACAGAAACAUACAAACUCGAAUAUUACCUUUUAAAAUCUCCAAACCAUCACUAUCGUAAUCGCUUAUUCAACGUCAAGAUUUUAUUUAGAUGGCAAUCUGAUCGCACUCCAACACAGGGCUAUUACAUUGAUAAUGGUUCCGUCAAGUCAAGUUUGGAUGCUCCGGGUGAAUCAGGAAACUCACUCAUUUAUGGCUGGAUGAGAGAAGCAGAGGGUAAAUACUGUAACACUGAUUGCAAUCCACUAUUGGGAGGUGGCAUAGAGUUUCCAAAUCCAAGAGAAAGUGCAGACUGUAUACAAAAGGAGGUAUGCAAGGGAAAUUACUGGUCCAUUGAUUUACCCGAAAAUGGAAUGUAUCAGAUAGAAAUUAUGCUAGGUUCAAUUUGUGAUUUCAAGAAUCGUAUAGAGUAUGAAGCAUAUCUACAGGUCAAUGGAAAGUCUCUAUUAAAUGGGCAACGCUUCAAGUCAAAUCAAUUUUAUACACUUGUCAAGGAAAUUCAAGUGAAUAACAAAAUGAUUAAACUCACCUCCACGUGCUUCAACGAUCAGUGCCCAGACAUAAAGACUGUUUUACAAAUGGUUUCCAUAAAACAACUAAAUUACUGA